AUGUCCUCAGAGCUGAAGCUGGCUGUGCUCUGGGGUCACAUCACUCUCAAAGCCUGGGGCUCCCAGAAGAACCCCCUUCUCUGCCUGCAUGGCUGGCUGGACAAUGCCAACUCUUUCGAUAGGCUCAUCCCUCUUCUCCCGGAAGACUUCCAUUAUGUGGCCAUGGGUUUUGGGGGUCAUGGGCUCUCCUCCCAUUAUAGCCCUGGGUUCCCUUAUCACCACCAAAACUUUGAGAUCAGAAGGGUGGUGGCAGCCUUUAACUUGACUAAGGUCUCCUUCGUGGGCCACAGUUUUGUUCUCUUAUCUGAGCUCAUGGAUAAACUCAUCUUGCUGGAUGUGACACCAUUUAUCCUGGACACUAAUGAGAUGGAGAACAUACCAACCUACCAGCGGAGAACCAGAGAGAACACGCUGCAGGUGGAGGCCUCCCAGAAGCCCCUGAGGGUGUACAGCCUGGAGGAGCUGCUGUGAUGGUUCUUGAAGAACAAUACUCAUGUGGAUAAAGAGUGUGGGGAGCUCCUCCUGCAGAGAGGAACCACAAAAGUGGCCACAGGUCUGGUGUUGAACAGAAACCGGAGGAUUUCCUGGCUGGAGAAUACCUUAGAAUUUGUGAUCAGGGAUAUGUUCGUGAACUUCACCAGAAGCCUGAAGGGUCCCAGCAAAGUGGGGCACUCUGAUGUGAGACAAGAAAAUGAUUCCAAAAAGGAGUCUGUGGUCUUCACGGUGGACACACUGAAAGCCAUCCUCAAGGAGGAAAGUGUGCACAGGAAGCUGUGGCAGGCUGGACCAUCAUCCCCUGCUCUGGACCUCUCCAUAUCCCUGAGGAGCCAGCAGGACUCACUGCCCACCACAGUGCCCUCCUCUAGUGGUUCAUUUGUGGAACUCCCUGGCAAUCACUACAUCCACAUGAGCAAGCCCCACCUUGUGGCCAGCAGCAUCGCCUCCUUCCUACAGAGCAAGCGCAUGACCUUAGUGUCACUGUAGCCUUGGCCUGGGUUCCAGAGACCUUGUGCUCACAUCCCAACCUCCACCAGGCCUCUGGACCCUCAAUGCUCAAAGCAGGUGUGGUGGGGGUGGGCCUUACUGGUCUUCCAGAGGAAGAUGAGCAUCAGAGAAUCCUGUGGAAGAGUUACAUGGGAGAUCUGCCUGCAACACCUGUGAUGGAGGAGGGACAGUGCCUGGGUCUGGAGCUUGUUUUAUGAGAGCAGCGGGCUGAGGCGGCGGCUCUGGACUGGUGUCUGGGCUCAGAGGCAUCUGGAGCCUGUCCCAGCCACCGCUGGUGUGGAAAGAAAAUGCUCUCUUCCUCUAUC
This is a messenger RNA of Nannospalax galili (Upper Galilee mountains blind mole rat), 1310 nucleotides long. It is a transcript of the gene Serhl2, whose product is annotated as serine hydrolase like 2. The record is from RefSeq and is a predicted model, not a curated record. NCBI's taxonomy places the organism in Eukaryota, Metazoa, Chordata, Mammalia, Rodentia, Spalacidae.